Messenger RNA from Trifolium pratense (red clover), 1808 nucleotides. RefSeq lists its product as uncharacterized. Lineage: Eukaryota; Viridiplantae; Streptophyta; Magnoliopsida; Fabales; Fabaceae. The record is from RefSeq and is a predicted model, not a curated record. Bases 1140 to 1718 code for a protein of 192 amino acids. The transcript has a single exon.
UUUUUUUUUUCCUUUUUCUUUCGGGUGAAACUAUACUCUAGAGUUUUUAAUUUUUGGACUAAAUACUCUAGAGUUUUGUUAGUAUAGUAUUCAACAAUUUGAUGUAAUGUUAUUUUUGUUGUUAUUAACAAAUUUAUCAUUUAGCCAUUUAUGAGUUAUUUAAUCAUUGUUCUAUUCGACGUAGUUAACUUAACUCUAUACGACCACGAAUGUAAUUGAUUCUAUUCUUUCUCAAUAAUAAUUAGGGUGUAUUUGGUAAGUUCAAUAACUUAACUUAUAGUUUAUUAGAUUGAAUUAUAAACUUGUUUUUCAAGAAGCGUACAAACUUAUAGUUUAUAGUUUUUUUACAUUUUAACCCAUUUUUAUCCUUAUUAUGUCAUUUUGUACUUACGACAAUUAAAUUUGUCAAAGACUUUAAUUUUAUUCAAUUAGUUUUUCAACUAUAAGUCAUCAGCUAUCAACUAUUUUUCAGCUAUCAACUAAUUUAUAACUUAUUUUUACCGUAUUUAGGGACAAAGAUAGUAGUUCUAAUUUAUUUUUUUUUGGUACAUAGAUAAAAUGACAAAACCAUCAUAAACCAACACACACAAGUGACGGAGCCGGUGUUCGAACUCCGGUCAUAACUUCCGAUCUAACAAUUUUGACAUAUUGUUUUUCAGUGCUAAAACUUGUGGGCAGUAAUUCUAAUUUCUAAACUAUAUAAAUAUAAUAACUAAACUUUAAAAUGUAUAAAGUCUAGGAACUUCAUUUUUAAAGUAUAUGAAAAUCCAUAAAAAAUAAAUAAAUAAUUAAAAAAGAGAAAAUAGUUAAAGAAAUAUGAAUUGAUGUGACAUUUUUAUUUUUUAUUUUUUUAUUCAUGUAUGUGUGUUAAAUCCUAUGCCAAGCAAGUGUAUGAUAUUGAUAUGAGAUGAUGAAUUUUAUACAGUAUUUAUCAUAUCUACAUAGUAGCCUAUGCACUAAAUUGAAAAUAUAUGAUUGUUUUAUUAAAUAAAUAAAAAAAAUUGUUUUAGUAACUAAAUUCGUUAUUUAUUCGAAAAUGGAAAAAAAAAAAAAAUUUGAAUGAAAAUUAUACCACAAAAAAUAAAGAAGUGUGUUAUCCAAAACAGAGACGAGAGAGUGAGAAAAGAAAGGAAAGGAAAAUGGCGCACCUAGCAUCAGCUUCUUCUUCUUCUGUUCAACUCUCAAAUCCAUUUCCACUUUCUUCAUCCAAACCUCUUCUCCGCAAGCCUUUCAUUCUCUUCACAACACGAGCAACCGAACCUCAAACACCACCCUCUGAUUCGGAUCAAUCCAAACCCGAAUCCACCGGAGAAGAUUUCGAAGACCGCCUUAACAAACUCCGCCGCCGUAGCAGUGGUGGCGCGCCGGGAAAAAAAGCGGAAAUCCGAAAGAGCCGAAAGUCAAAUAAGGCUGUGUCAGGAUCUGGAUCAGGAUCAGGAUCCAGCUUGUACCUUCCGCCGGUGCCACUGAAAGAAGCGGUUUCCGACGGGUUGAAGGUGGAAUUAGGGUUCAGCAAAUACAGCGAGAAAUUGAAUGGUAGAAUUGCGAUACUUGGAUGGGCGGCACUGUUGCUGGUGGAAUUGGCAACAGGGAAAGGAGUUAUCAAUUACCACACACCUGGCACUGUGAUUAUUCAGUUAUAUUUUGUGGCUGCUGUUACUGCUAUCUAUGUCAAGUUUCAGAAGGAGAAAAUCAGUGUUUGGCCUGAUUCUUCUUAAACCAACUAAUUUUGUAUAUUACUAUUGUUGAGCUUCAAUUUGUACAAUGAAAAAAAAAAAAAAUACCAAUGCUUCUAUUUGCUUUGAUAA